AUGAAGGAUGAACAAAGGGAAGUUGUAACUACAGUGAUUUUGAAUGGUCCACUUGGAGAAGUCAUAGAUGCUUCGCAAGGUACUAUUGACGACAAAGCUCUGGUGCAAGUGGUCCGUGCUGGAAUUUUAUCAGCGAACGGCAACUUCUCUUGCAUGUUGUCUCAGUGGCACUACUGCAACACUUUCUACCAUCGCCCCACAGAGUCACCUGCUUCUCUUGAAGACCUAAUGACCAAGGCAGUGCAAUCUAUGUCUUCCUUGAGGCUUAAGCAAUCCUGUGACCACGGGAAGUUCACGAAAGAGGUGGCAUUACAGCAUCUGUUUUUUGAAGCCCUGACUUUGCAGCUUCAUGCUUAUGUGUCUGUCUGCCCAGAGCUGAAUACCUUUGCCAAAGAUUCAUCGGGGAAUGUGAUCACUGGGGAGUUGGAUUUUGUUGUUGGUGGCAAGUUGAGUUGGGCAAUUGGAAUUACAAGGAAGGGAGACAAGAUCAAUCAACACGUGAGUCGGUUUGAUCCUAAUAAUGGAAAAUACCGAGCAAUAGGUCACUCUGCCUGGAUUGUUGUGGAUUGCAGGGGACCACGGGUCAAACAAGUGGAAUCCAAGGAAGCCCGUUGCACCCUUUACUUUGCAGAGAAUUUUCAGACUGCGGAUCCGGGUGUAAAAUGCGACUUCAGCUGCUUCAGUCUAUUACUCUGA
This is a messenger RNA of Seminavis robusta, 696 nucleotides long. The record is from the annotation of a GenBank genome assembly. Lineage: Eukaryota; Bacillariophyta; Bacillariophyceae; Naviculales; Naviculaceae.